This is a messenger RNA of Nerophis lumbriciformis (worm pipefish), 1227 nucleotides long. The record is from RefSeq and is a predicted model, not a curated record. NCBI's taxonomy places the organism in Eukaryota, Metazoa, Chordata, Actinopteri, Syngnathiformes, Syngnathidae.
AUGCAGUCCAGCUACAGUAUCUCCGGCGGACCCGUCAUGAUGAGCAGGCAGAGCUACAGCUACUCCUCCCGAGCGGCGCCUAAGGCUCAGAGCUUGUCCGGAUUGAGCUUCAGAGGCCCUCGCAUCUCCUCUUCCACCAUGCACAGUGUCUCAUCUGGGUUCGGUGGUGGCUACGGAUCGGCCAGCUUUGACCUGUCCAACGCCUUGGACCAGAAUGCCAUUCAGUUGAACGAGAAGGCCACCAUGCAGAACCUGAAUGACCGUCUGGCCACCUACCUGGAGAAGGUGCGCUCUCUUGAGGCUGCCAAUGCCAAGCUGGAGAAGCAGAUCAGAGAGUACUACGAGCAGAAAGGGCCCGCAGCUGAGAGGGACUACAGCAACUACUGGGCCAUUAUCAAUGACCUAAAGGACAAGAUCAUGGCCGCCACCAUCGGCAAUGCCAACAUCCUCCUCCAGAUUGACAACUCCAAACUGGCUGCUGAUGACUUCAGAACCAAAUAUGAGCAUGAGCUGAUGAUGCGCCAGUCUGUUGAGGCCGACAUCGCCAACCUGCGCCGCCUGCUCGACCAGACUACUCUGACCAAGUCCGACCUGGAGAUGCAGAUCGAGGGCCUGCAAGACGAACUGGCCUACCUCAAGAAGAACCACGCAGAGGAGCUGGCAGCCAUGCGAUCACAGCUGUCCGGCACAGUCAAUGUGGAAGUUGACGCCGCACCCCAACAGGACCUCAACAAAAUCCUGGAGGAGAUCCGCGCCCAGUAUGAGAAUAUCACAGAUAAACACCGCCGCGACCAGGAGGCUUGGUUUAAUGAGAAGUCGGCUGCCUUGACAAAGGAGGUGACAAUCAGCACAGAGACCAUCCAGACAUCCAAGACAGAAAUCGGAGACCUGAGACGUACGCUGCAGAGCCUGGAGAUUGAGCUGCAAUCUCAACUCAGCAUGAAAGGGGCGUUGGAAAACACGUUGGCAGAGACAGAGGCUCGUUACAGCGCCAUGCUCGCCGGCUUCCAGAACACAAUCAACAUGCUAGAGGCAGAACUAGCCAAUGUACGUGCCAGCAUUGAGCAACAGGGCCAGGACUACAGGAUGCUGCUGGACAUCAAGACCAGGCUGGAGCAGGAGAUUGCAACAUACAGAAGCCUUCUGGAUUCAGAGGAAUCCAGACCAAUUGGUUCAGGGAGCUCUAAGACCACAGUCACAACCACCACUGUGCGCACUUCCAGCUAA